Molecule: messenger RNA, 1215 nt
Organism: Lasiodiplodia theobromae
Lineage: Eukaryota; Fungi; Ascomycota; Dothideomycetes; Botryosphaeriales; Botryosphaeriaceae
Product: Pal1 cell morphology
Exons: 3
Coding region: 1-1215 (404 amino acids)
Cellular component (GO): cytoplasm
Source: RefSeq, a predicted model, not a curated record
AUGGAACCAAACAAAGCGGACGCCAAAGCCGCUCAGCAGUACCUCAUCGACCCUCUGAUUGCGCCUGAUCCCAGCGACGAGACCGGCCCAGGAACCCAUUUCCGCUCAACUUUUGGCCCGCAACCGUCUAGCACCAGCCUGCCGCCGCCUCCGCCCUACUCACCGCCCAAGGGAGCUUCUCUGCAGAGCCGGCAAUCCACUGGCGCCUCUACCAACCCCUUCCGCAAGUCUUCGGUCGGCUCCAAGGACGGAAGCCGCGCCUCCAGCCACCGCAUCAGCGGCAGUGGUUACCCCACGCCCCCAUCGUCUGCCAGCCCACGUCGCUCGAGUUUCCAGCACCGUGAGGAGGCGUUUGCGUCGUACAACUCGUCACCACGGUCCCGCCGCAGCGGCAGCCACGGAAGCCACCCAAGCUCUUCGCCUAGAAAGGCAGAGGUUCAAGGUAGGCCCCGUCGCAGCAGCUCGCUGCGGGAACGUUACCCUGGUGACAAGUCUGUCCAUCCACUAGACCAGUUGAAGCGCGAGGAGAAGCUCGCCCGCCGCUCCCCCCAUCUCAACAAACGUCACCUCCCGGGACCGGACACGAUCGAUCGUUUGGACUCCAUCAACGGCAAGUACCACCACGAGGGCCCGUACGACGCUGCACUGUUGGCACGCAACACUUCCUGGGAUACCAGCCCGCUUGCUGCCUUGCAGGACUCCAACGCUGAGGCAAUCAAGGCAACGCCUGAAGAGAAUGUGAAGAAUGCCGUGGAGAGACACCAUCCGCUCGAUGGCGUUGCUGUCGUUCCGCCUGGCAUGACCGAUCGUUUUGGUCGAAGGUACGACUAUGAGGAGGGAGAUGACAUGAUGAUCUUCAAUGGUGGUAACUACAGGCGCUGGCCUGGUAUUACCUAUCACCCCAAUGACAUCAAGGGCAAAGGCGAGCCUAGUUACUCCAUCGACGAAGCUAUGAAAAGACACAAGAUCAGCGGAAAGGCCGACGGCAUUGAAAUGACCUCACGUCCUCGCAACAAGUCAGAUGUCGGUCCUCAGUACAAUGGCCCCUACCCCGAUCCCGAUGGCACCGGUUAUGUAGGCGAGCAACGCUUCAACGACUGGUUGACUCCCGACAGCGGCGUGUCUCGCAGCCGCUCUACUGGCCACAAAAUGACCGACGGUUUGAAGAAGAGACUCGGAAGCAUCCGUCGGAAGCACAAGGAGAGAGCUGACUAA